UAACUUCACUCAAUCAAUGAACUUCCACGUCUGAACAAUCGUUUUCCAGUCAAGGACGGAUCGACGAUAGUUGAUUUCCUUCCUGGUCGCAAUUCAUCGAUCUCGAUCAUCUCGUAACGGUGUGUUAUAAUUUGCCAAACAGAUUAGAAGGGUUUUGUCGAGCCUCGUUCCGUCCAAUUAACACCAUCGAUACGCCUAGAAAAUAUUUUGUCCCCUCGAAUCGAAUCCCAUUCCACCGGCCAAAAUCGAACGAGGAACGCGCGUGUAUCCAUACGCAACAAAGACAAAAGAAAAUGAAGAAAAGAAGUAGAAAAAGUACGUCUGAUAAUGAAGUUUAAUUUCUGUUUUCAGAUUAGCAUGAAUGUCUUUGGGCAGAGAGGGGAGAAAAUUAUAAGUGGUGUUAAGUAGCGACGGCAGGUGAAAAUGGAGUUGGACAAUAAAUUAGCAACAAGUCGUUGGUGAGGUACAGUUACGAGUCUAUAUAGAAGACUGGCAAACCGAGUUGCUCGAUCAUUCAUCUUUGAAUAUCGUGGAAGAUGAUACGCGCAUUUAUCUCGCUGUUUUUAGCGAGUCUGUCGAUCGUCUCGGUCUUACCCCAAGUGACGUCAUAUGCGAAAGUGUCGAAGAAUGGUCAAGAAGAACCGCAAGCAGCCAACGAUCCGUGGAUCGUCAGAAAUGGAACGGAAGCGGAAGGUAGGAGUAUCAAGAACAUCGCGAUCACUAUGUCACCGGUUUAUAUUUCACCGAAAAUCCAGAAUCUGAGGAACGGCGAAGCGAUCAACUAUUCCCCUGGUAGAAGAUACUCGACGUUGGACCACGAAUUAAUAGCGCAAUUGAACGCAAAGAAACAGAUUCAGGAUAGAUACCAUCCAGCACCGCUGCUUAACUACAAGUCCAAGAAGGAACCAUCGAAAGACACGGAGGAUAAUUCGAAACCUUCGAGUGGCCCGAAUGGUCCACCGACCGGUCCAUCGUCUUCGGGUAUGUUUGAAUUUUCUAACCCAACGUUUUCAGAGGGCUACGACUAUAAGCCGCUGGAUUACCCGAGUAGUAAGCCGAUUUCAAAGCCGCCGGAUUACCUCGGUGACAAACCGAUCUCCAAGCCAAUGUCCAUGGACGAUUACGCAGAUUCUGAGAUAAGCGACAAGCCACCAGAUUCCUACAAACCGGAUUCCUACUUCGCGUCCCACGACCAUGAUUCCUCCGACUACUCCGACAAUCCGCCCGACACGUCUUACAACAAUGACGCAGCACCGAAACCGAUCAAGUAUUCCGGCCAUUUGGAUCAUCCUCCCUUCAACGACGACGACAACGACGACGACGACGACUCUUAUGGCCAGCAUCACGACUUCCAUCACGAGGUGAUCUACGAUCACAUUCCUGAAUACCACGAGCACCAGACAAUGCCACCAGAAAUGAACGAUCAAAGACUGAACAAGAGGCCGUAUUCGUAUUACUACGUAGGCAAGAAGCUUUGGUACGUUCCACUGUACUUCAGCAUUUAUUUUAUCAUCUACAUCGCGGCUCUGGUGUUGAAGAGCAUCGCCAGACACAAGAUCACGUUCCCUGCGCAUCUAGCGGAUGCUGUGGCGCAUACAAGAUCGUACAGUGAUUUUAGUUGGUGGGAUUUUGCGGGAGAAACGCUGCGGAGUGUCGAGAGCUUCGUCGACAAGUAUGGAAAGAUUUCUUAGAGUAUUUUUAUCGAUCGUUUGCGAAUCGAGGAUCGAUUUAGAGUGUUGAGGUAGCAAUUAAGUUGAUGUUGUUAGAAUAUAGUCGAUAAGUAUAUAGUUAAGUAUUUGAUCAGUUUGCUAAGGAUAUACAGUGGUUAUUUGUUGUACAUCGUUGUUACUUGUCGUUAUACAUCUACGUAUUAAUCGAUUAGGUGAAAGUAGAGUGAGAGUCAAAUGUGAGUAUACACCAAAAGAGAAAAGAAAGAGUUUCGUAUAAUAGUGAUUUAUUUAUAUAUUUACAUUUCGUUCGAUGAACGAAAGACUGCAAGUACUCGUGCUCUCUGUCACAUAGAUCGUUUGUUAAUAGAGAAUUAAUUGGGUCAAGAAUUGUUCUUGAACAUGCGAUGAUACAUAUUUUUUAUUUAUAAAAUGACAGUAAACAAUAGCAUAACGUAGACCUUUCGUAGAGCUUAGACCGUAAUACAUUGAUUUAGAGCUACUCUACGGUACGAGCAGUGAUUUUGUGCAUGUACGUGUAAAUACUACUUUAUAGUCAAGUCUUGUAAAUAUUGAAAAACGCUUCUAAUAGACUAUUUAUUUAAAAGUUAUGCAGAACUCUGUUCAUUAGCAUAGAUAUAAAGUUAUAGAUAAUUUGGCAGUUUGUGAUUAAGAGUUGGCAACACGCAUUCGACAAAUCGUCGUACCAUCUCAGUUCUAAAAAAUGGCCCGUAAACGCAAUAAAAAUCUACAAAGAAAAUUUCACAUUCACCAAGGAAUUUCCUCCCAGCGAUCCAUCCGACCGAAUCCAUCGAGAGUUCGCAAAACGAUAGCGUUGGUCGAACACCGAAAAAUAUAGAUAUAUUUCCGAAUAAAUGCAAGUAACAAAUAAGAUUUAAUACAUUCGAAUGUAUUCAUUGUUAAAUAGUUAGGAUAUCUCUACAAAUGUUUUCGUAAAAUUGUUUAAUUAUAUAUGUAUAGCGAAUGUCGUUAUAAUAUUAACUGUAUCAACGAUUAAUAGAAACAGGGUGGAAAAUAAAUUUUCUUAAUUGCUCGAA
Messenger RNA from Bombus pyrosoma, 2725 nucleotides. RefSeq lists its product as uncharacterized. Bases 537 to 1691 code for a protein of 384 amino acids. The record is from RefSeq and is a predicted model, not a curated record. Lineage: Eukaryota; Metazoa; Arthropoda; Insecta; Hymenoptera; Apidae. The transcript is spliced from 4 exons.